Messenger RNA from Triticum turgidum subsp. durum (durum wheat), 855 nucleotides. The record is from the annotation of a GenBank genome assembly. NCBI's taxonomy places the organism in Eukaryota, Viridiplantae, Streptophyta, Magnoliopsida, Poales, Poaceae.
AUGGAUAUCCUCGUCUCUGCAAUCGUGGGUGACCUCAUCAGCAGGUCUGCAUCGUUCGUGAUUAGCAGAUACUUCCAGCAGCAGCCUGACAUCAAUAAGAUUCUACAGAGGCUAUGGAGUGUCCUACUGAGAAUCGAUAUCUUCGUCGAGGAGGCCGAGGCACGGCACAUCACCAACCAGGGGAUGCUCCGUCAGCUCAAGAUGUUGAGGCAAGGAAUGUACAGAGGCCACUAUGUUCUCGAUGCCUUGCGAUUCCAAGCCGCCCGCGGCGAGGAGGAGAUGAGCCACUCGUCAUCUGCACUGUCCAAAUCCAGUCCAACCAAAUGCCUUCGUUUCUCUCGCACCCGCAGUGGCAGCAGCAGCAGCAACAGAGAAGCACUGUUGUUUGGCACAAACAACAACAUACAAGACGAGCUGCAACGGAUGGUUGAUACCCUUGAAGACACCGUGGCUGGUAUGAAGGAGUUUCUUUUCUUCAUGGAGCUGUAUCCUCGGAUCCUCCGCCAACCUUAUGGUAUGUAUUUGCUAUUGGACAACUGCAUGUUUGGUCGCCAAAUGGAACGGGAACAGGUUCUGAAUUUCUUGCUUAGUCCUGGUGCUACAUCAGACUUGGCUGUACUUCCGAUUGUUGGUCCAAUAAGAGUAGGGAAGAGCACCCUUGUUGAGUAUGUCUGUAGGGAUGGGAGUGUGCGUGAUCACUUCUUUCCACAAGGUAGUCUUGAGGACGAAGAAGUGGUCAACCUGCAAGGGAACAGCAUUAGUGGUCUAGUCAGGCAUGGGAACAGCAUUAGAUAUCAACGAGGAAACAUGGAGAAGGCUGAAAUCUUCCGCAACCUGCAUGACACCUUGCGGUGA